Hippopotamus amphibius kiboko is the source of this 1913-nucleotide messenger RNA. It is a transcript of the gene TBXAS1, whose product is annotated as thromboxane A synthase 1. NCBI's taxonomy places the organism in Eukaryota, Metazoa, Chordata, Mammalia, Artiodactyla, Hippopotamidae. Gene Ontology annotation, molecular function: iron ion binding; monooxygenase activity; oxidoreductase activity, acting on paired donors, with incorporation or reduction of molecular oxygen. Bases 141 to 1742 code for a protein of 533 amino acids. The transcript has 13 exons. The record is from RefSeq and is a predicted model, not a curated record.
ACAUUUCGGGGACCCACUUGAUGUGAUGUUUUCCGGGUUGCCUACGUUUUCCAUCUGCAGAUCGUGGUUCCUGUAACAGCAGGGGGACCAGCCUCCCUCUCUCCUCUAGAGUACCAUCCCUCUCGGCUCCCUGAGGAACAAUGGAAGUCUUGGAGUUCCUCAGACUGGAAGCCAAUGGCCCCAUGGUGACGGUGGCCCUGUCCGUGGUCCUCUUGGCUCUCCUGAAGUGGUACUCCACCUCAGCAUUUUCAAGACUAGAGAAGUUGGGCAUCAGACAUCCCAAGCCUUCUCCUUUUAUUGGAAACUUGACAUUUUUCUGCCAGGGUUACUGGGAAAGCCACAUGGAGCUCAGAAAACAAUACGGACCUCUGAGUGGGUACUACCUUGGUCGUCGGAUGUUUAUCGUUAUCACUGAGCCAGACAUGAUCAAGCAGGUGCUGGUUGAGAAGUUCAGUAACUUUACCAACAGAAUGGCGUCAGGUUUGGAGCCCAAACCGGUAGCCAACAGUGUCCUGUUCUUACGUGACAAAAGAUGGGAAGAGGUCAGAAGUGUCCUGACUUCUGCUUUCAGUCCUGAAAAGCUGAAUGAGAUGACUCCUCUCAUCAGCCAAGCCUGCAACCUGCUCGUGGCUCACUUAAAGCGCUGUGCGGAAUCUGGAGAGGCUUUCGACAUCCAGAGGUGCUACUGCUGCUACACCACAGACGUGGUUGCCAGUGUGGCCUUCGGCACCCGGGUGGACUCCCGGGAGGCUCCCGAGCACCCCUUUGUGGAGCACUGCAGGCGUUUCUUUGCAUCCUCCAUCCCCAAACCUAUCCUGGUUUUAAUCUUAUCAUUUCCAUCCAUAAUGGUCCCACUGGCCCGGAUUUUGCCCAAUAAGAACCGAGAUGAACUGAAUGGCUUUUUUAACAGACUCAUUAAGAAUGUGAUUGCCUUGCGGGACCAGCAAGCAGCAGAAGAGAGGCGGAAAGAUUUCCUCCAGAUGGUCCUGGAUGCCCGACAUUCUGCCACCUCCGUGGGCGUGGAGAACUUUGACAUUGUCAGACAAGUCUUCUCCCCCACUGAAUGCACAGCAAACCCUUCCCAGCAACACCAGCCCAGACCCCUGUCCAAGCCUUUGACUGUGGAUGAGGUCGUGGGCCAGGCCUUCAUCUUCCUCAUCGCUGGCUACGAGAUCAUCACCAACACUCUCUCCUUCGCCACCUACCUCCUGGCCACCAACCCUGACUGCCAAGAGAAGCUUCUGAGAGAGGUGGACCAUUUCAGCAAGAAACAUCCGGUCCCUGAGUACUGCAGCCUCCAGGAAGGCCUGCCCUACCUGGACAUGGUGAUUGCAGAGACCUUGAGGAUGUACCCACCAGCUUUCAGGUUCACGCGAGAGGCGGCACAGGACUGCGAGGUGCUGGGGCAGCGCAUCCCCGCGGGCACCGUGCUGGAGAUGGCCGUGGGCGCCCUGCACCAUGACCCCAAGUACUGGCCACGCCCCGAGACCUUCGACCCCGAGAGGUUCACAGCUGAGGCCCGGCGGCGCCGGCGGCCCUUCACGUACCUGCCGUUCGGGGCGGGUCCCCGGAGCUGCCUCGGGGUGAGGCUGGGGCUGCUGGAGGUCAAGCUGACGCUGCUCCACGUCCUGCGCAAGUUCCGGUUCGAAGCCUGUCCUGAGACUCAGGUACCACUGCAGCUAGAAUCCAAAUCUGCCCUAGGUCCAAAAAAUGGUGUCUACAUCAGAAUCAUCUCCCGCUGACACGGGUCAAGUGUUAUAACACCACCCCUAAUUCAAAGAAAACCCUCAUGUGGAAAUUCAGAUUUUUGGAAAAACAUCACUGAAGCAAUUGAACGUGUACCUGGCAUACGAGUGUAAAAUAGGCCAUUUACAUAACAUUUCCUAAUGCUUAAUAAAUGUUUGUUGCACUUA